AUGAACAGUAGUGUUAAAAACGUUGACAGUACGAAACAACAUCAACAAGAUUAUAAUACCAAAUUUCAUCAUAGAAAAACGAAACAAUCAAGAAUGAAACGCCAACUUAAAUUGGAAACAUUGACUAGUAGUAGUGAGAGGGACACUAACGAAAAUAGUAUGUUUAGUUUAAAAUCGACAAAUUGUUCUACGACAAAAAAUAUAUCACAUAAAACAUCGACUAUUCAAUGGUUAUUCGAUUGGACGAAAUAUAAUUCUCGAUCAAUCGAAGACAUUCAAAUUAUUUAUCAUUUGACAUUGGAGGAAGAAGACGAUUAUGAAUCUCAAAAUCAUACACAAACCAUUCCAUUAAGAACUCUAUUUCGAACACAAUCCUCGUCUGUUUUAUUAAACACCAGUAUUAUAUUAAAAUGGGAUUUUGUUCGAAAAUUUUAUUUUGCUAAUCUAUCGAAUAUAUUCAAAAAUGUUGAAUUUAAAUUUAUUGCAAAUGAAUCGAUAUAUUUUGAGACGAUUCUUAUAUCAAAUGAAAUGAGAACAUGUGAAAAUGUUUAUACAUAUUUAAUUGUUACUCCAAUUUUAUCAACAAAUUAUAAUAUACAAUCAAGUUCAACAACAUAUCCAUCGACAACACAAUUUUCUCUUUUUCAAAUAACUCGAAUUCAACGUAUACCAUCAGAGUCACUGUGUAAAUUACGAAAAAUUCAAAUUAAUUUCGAAGAUAUCAAUCUUGCACAUAUAAUUAUAUAUCCAAAAGAGUAUACAUUCUACUAUUGUUAUGGUUCGUGUGCAUUUCCUGGUUUACAACAUUCAUUGCAUGGUUUUAUUCAAUCAUUGGCUAGUAAUAAAAAUAGUAAUAUUCCAAUGCCAAAUUGUGCACCAUCACUAUUUGACUCUGAUACAUUCAUGUUAAGAGAUAUUGAUAAUAGUGUCGAUUUACGAACAGUUAAUAAUAUUGUUGUUAAAGAGUGUGCGUGUUUGUAG
Messenger RNA from Didymodactylos carnosus, 981 nucleotides. The record is from the annotation of a GenBank genome assembly. NCBI's taxonomy places the organism in Eukaryota, Metazoa, Rotifera, Eurotatoria, Philodinida, Philodinidae.